AUGUGGAUUACUUUCUACGUUGCUGUUUCAGCUGUUCUAUUUAUUCAACUUCAUGCUCAACCAGAAUUCAUCAGCAUAAAUUGUGGAUCUCAAGAAGGUUAUACUGACCCGUUACUAAUAAAUUACGUUUCGGAUGCGGAUUUCAUAAAUACUGGUGUGAGUGGGACAAUAUCAUCUGAAGAGAACAGCAGAUACAAUACUCAACGACAACUAUGGACGCUGAGAAGCUUCCCGGAAGGAAGAAGGAACUGUUACAAAAUAAAUGUCACAAGAGCCUCUAAGUAUCUCAUCCGCACUACUUUUCUGUACGGAAAUUAUGAUGGCCGAAAUAUAUUACCACAGUUUGAUCUUCUUAUCGGACCUAACCCCUGGGGUACAGUCACUAUAUUCAAUGCAGCAUUUUCUCAAUUCAAGGAGAUCAUACAUGUACCUUCAAUGGAUUAUGUGCAAAUCUGUCUGGUUCACACAGGCAAUGGCAUACCAUUUAUAACAGCCAUAGAAUUCAGGACUUUGAAAUAUGAUGCAUACGUUAUUCCAUUCGGAUCAAUGCAACUUUACAAUUACCUGCGCUGCGAUUUGGGUUCACACACAAGCUACAGGUACCCGGUUGAUGUUUAUGAUCGUGUCUGGUAUGCUCGUUCUCACUGGUCCGCUUGUAAUUUCGGUGAAAAUUGGAAAUCACUAAGUUCCUCCAAUCCUGAUAAUUUUUUGAAUCAGAAUGGUUACAAGCCAGGAGAGAUCAUGAGCACCGCAGUUGAACCAGAAAACGAUAGUGCUCCGUUGGUAAUAAGCUGGGAGCCACAAAAUGAAACUGACCAAUUCUAUGUGUAUAUGUACUUCACGGAAAUUCAAGUGUUAACCAAGAAUCAGACAAGACAAUUCAACAUUAUGCUGAACGCUGAAUCAUUACUUCAAAAUUUUUCUCCGCGUUACCAAAUUGCCGAUACCAUAAAUGCGACGACAGCCAUCAGUGGGAAAGAAAUUAAAUUUUCCCUCGAGAGGACUGAAAAUUCAACCCUCCCUCCCAUCAUCAGUGCCAUUGAAAUUUACAGAGUAAUAGACUCACAGAACCCAGAAACAUUCCAAGGAGAUGUUGAUGCAAUUACCAGCAUUAAGUCUGCCUAUGGAAUGGAAUGGGAUUGGGAAGGUGAUCCAUGUGCCCCUGCAGCCUACUUGUGGGAUGGUCUCAACUGUACUUAUCUCGGCAAUGAGUUUCCAAGAAUCACAGCUUUGAAUUUAUCUUCGAGUGGAUUGUCAGGAAAGAUUGACUCUUCUAUCUCAAACCUCACCAUGUUGGAGAAGCUGGAUUUAUCUAACAAUAACUUAAAUGGUGAAGUUCCUGAUUUUCUGUCUCAAUUACAACACUUAAAGACCUUAAAGUUGGAAAAGAAUUUCCUCUCCGGUUCAAUUCCCUCUGCUCUUGUUGAAAAAUCACGCGAAGGUUCUCUCUCACUAAGUGUCGAUCAAAACCUAUAUACAUGUGAAUCUGGCCAAUGCAACGAGAAGAAAAAGAAAAACACUGCUACACGUACAGCCAUAGUAGCCUCGACCAGUGGGGUUUCAUUUAUUCUAAUAGCCGUUGGAAUAUUGUGGAUCUUUAAAAGGAAACAAUCAAAAGUUGAAAAAUUUACAGAUUCGGUGGCAGUAAAUCAUCAGAUUGAGAUUUCACAGCAAUCCACAGAAAAGGAUAAUUCGUUCCAGCAAGGCACAAGUCAAAAGUAUUCAUACUAUGAUGUCCUUCAAAUCACUAACAAUUUGAAUAGAAUUAUUGGUAAAGGAGGAUUUGGAACAGUUUACCUGGGCUUUAUCGAUGAGACUCCAGUUGCAGUGAAAAUGCUUUCCCCAUCAGCAGUUCAUGGUUAUCAACAAUUUCAAGCAGAGGUUAAACUUCUAAUCAGAGUUCACCACAAAAAUUUGAUAUCCCUUAUUGGUUACUGUAACGAAGGAACCAAUAAGGGCCUUAUAUAUGAAUACAUGGCUAAAGGCAACUUACGAGAACAUCUCUCAGGUAAACACAACGAAUCACCAUUCUUGAGCUGGAAGGACAGACUUCGUGUAGCAGUGGAUGCAGCCGUAGGAUUGGAAUAUCUGCAUAAUGGUUGCAAGUCUCCUAUAAUCCAUAGAGAUGUAAAAUCUUCAAACAUCUUGUUGGAUGAACACUUCCAAGCAAAGUUAUCUGAUUUUGGUCUUUCGAAAGUUUUCCCAGAAGAUGGGAGAUCUCAUGUGUCAACUAUUGUUGCUGGUACACUUGGUUAUCUGGACCCUCACUACCACUCUUCCAAUAGAUUAACACAGAAAAGUGAUGUUUAUAGCUUUGGAGUUGUUCUUUUGGAAAUAAUUACAAAUCAAUCAGUAAUGGCAGGAAAUGAAGAAACGGGUCACAUAAGUGAACGAGUUAACUCCAUGAUACCAAAAGGAGAUAUCAGGGCCAUAGUUGACUCAAGCUUAGAAGGAAAUUUUGAUAUUAAGUCGGCAUGGAAAGCGGUAAAAAUAGCAUUGGUCUGUGUUUCUCCAAAUCCCAACGAAAGGCCAAUGAUGAAUGUGGUAGUGAGUGAACUACAGGAGGCUUUAGCGACCGAAGUAGCUAGAACAAACCAUGACAGUGGUGCUGAUACUAGGUAUUCAGUUGCACCGGUCAGCGAGAAUGUAGACAGCGAAAUCAUGCCGUCGGCUAGGUAA
This is a messenger RNA of Vigna radiata var. radiata (mung bean), 2679 nucleotides long. RefSeq names its product LRR receptor-like serine/threonine-protein kinase IOS1. Gene Ontology annotation, biological process: protein phosphorylation. The transcript has 13 exons. The record is from RefSeq and is a predicted model, not a curated record. Gene Ontology annotation, molecular function: protein kinase activity; ATP binding; protein binding. NCBI's taxonomy places the organism in Eukaryota, Viridiplantae, Streptophyta, Magnoliopsida, Fabales, Fabaceae. Bases 1 to 2679 code for a protein of 892 amino acids.